Messenger RNA from Podarcis raffonei (Aeolian wall lizard), 1695 nucleotides. RefSeq names its product SLX1 homolog A, structure-specific endonuclease subunit (gene SLX1A). Gene Ontology annotation, biological process: double-strand break repair via homologous recombination. NCBI's taxonomy places the organism in Eukaryota, Metazoa, Chordata, Lepidosauria, Squamata, Lacertidae. Gene Ontology annotation, cellular component: Slx1-Slx4 complex. The transcript has 6 exons. The coding region runs from base 624 to 1421 and encodes 265 amino acids. Gene Ontology annotation, molecular function: 5'-flap endonuclease activity; crossover junction DNA endonuclease activity. The record is from RefSeq and is a predicted model, not a curated record.
CUUCGCCGCAGCCAAUAGAAUGCAAACGAGGCCGAACUCAAAAGAAACGGUUAGCCGGACCGAAGGUGGAAGUUUGACGGGUAGCAAACGGACCGAGAUGGGGACAGUAAAGUGGGGUGCGGGGCAUGAUGGGAAACUGCGGAUAGGCUCAGGCGGAGCAUGAUGGGAAAGGGAGGGGCCUCUGUUUGAAAGGCGCAGGGCAUGAUGGGAAAUGCUAAAGCAAGAACUAUAUUCCGGUAGUGCUGCAUGGCAGGCAGAGGUUCAAUAGGUGCAGCUCUCUCCUCUAUGGCAAUAAAGAACCCUCGCUGGGCUGGGCCGUUCUUCCUCCAAGAACUGUGUUGACAAGCAGCAGCCCAACAUGUCCAAGUCUCCCUUCCAUGGAGAGGCAGUGAUGCUGGAUUUCGGCCCUGCACGUAUCUCUUGAAAAGGAGCCCUGCCAGGAGAAGAGGCGGCAGCCCUAUACUGAGCGGUGUGGAAAACAGGAAGGCGUCGGAAUAAAGGAAGAGCAGAGGUGAGAGAGGAACAACAGGUACCGCUAGAAGAGUGCGGGACUCUUCGCCUAACACUUGCUUUCUCCUUCCUUGUAGGUCUCCUUGGACGUGCCUGAGCCCUCGGCGGUUGCCAUGGUGGUGGAAGUGUGCAACUUCUUUGGGGUCUACCUUCUGUACUGCACCAACCCUCGUUACCAUGGCCGAGUCUACGUCGGCUUCACUGUCAAUCCUGAGCGACGCAUCAAUCAGCACAAUGGCGGGAAGCGACGCGGUGGGGCUUGGAAGACGAGCGGCCGUGGUCCUUGGGACAUGGUGCUGAUCAUCCAUGGUUUCCCUUCUGAUGUGGCUGCUCUGCGGUUUGAGUGGGCUUGGCAGCAUCCGCACUCCUCCCGCCGCCUCACUCACGUGACUCGCCGCACUUCGCGGGAGCGUCAGUUUGACUUCCACCUGCGUGUCUUAGCCCACAUGCUCCAAACUGCUCCUUGGUGCCGUCUGCCCCUCACCAUUCGCUGGCUCAAGCAGGAAUAUUGCAGGGACUUCCCUGCAGGCCUGGAACCUCCGCUACACAUGCCGGUGGCCUUUGGGCAGGUCCGAGCUGUCAAGACCAAGGGGGUGAAACCUUCAGAGGUGAAUGUGGCUACUCCAAAACGCUGCAGUAUCUGUCUGAAAAAAUUCCAGGAUGGUGACAAUGACAUCCCCUUGCACUGCUUCCACCCUGGCUGCACCAUGGCUGCUCAUAUGACUUGUUUGUCCCGGGCUUUCCUAGAGAAAGAGCCACUUCACUUCCUGCCAAUCGAAGGGCAGUGCCCGGGCUGCAAGAAUCUUGUGCUCUGGGGGGACCUGGUUCGUCACCAUAAAGGCUGUUACGGCAACCUAGAAGCUGAUCCCACCUCCUCCCAGGAGCAUUGGACUAAUGAGCUGCAGUUGUGAAGGAGGAGUCCUGUGCUUUUGCAAAAGCUGUCCAUGGCUGACCUUUCGUCCUUUAGGGCAGCAGAAGAGUGCCCAGGAAUUCUGACACUUUGCGUGACCCUUCUGAAAAUCCCAGCAUGCCCUCUUCCUCUUCCCUGGGUCAGCUCUUGUGUUUGCUUCUCCCCCGGCUGGAUCUGGGCCUUUUUAAGCUUCCAGCCCCAGAAUCAUGCAACGGACAAGUGAAUUAAUUAAUUCUCUUAGGUGAAAUGAUUAAAUAAAAGGACUGAAGGAUUCA